AAAAAAAAAUUGAGAGAACUCAGGCUAACUCGGAUUUUUUUUUUUCCCAGUAACGAGCUCAUGUGUAAAAAUGGAACCCUAAACCAUUGUCUGCAAAAAACUUCGUCUUGCAAUUUGUAGUGUUUCCAUCACAUCGGAAAAUCUCUCCGGUGCGGUUGUAGCGUUUUGCUCUCCAUCACCUCCGAGUGAAAAAAUGUUGAAGUUCCUAUCAAAAGUGAAGAUCGAGUACAAUGCGCUGGACCCGCGAAUAGCAUCGUGUAUGGAGUUUAUGGCACAGUGCAACUCACGCAAGGCGAGGGAAUCAAACCCUGCGUGCCAGGUGGAGGUGAAGCGCCGAACCGACGAACACCCGCCGCAGAUCACGGUGACCUUCGUCAACGGCGUCGAGCAAGCCUUCGAUGCGACCUCAACCCCUGCACAGAGCAUAAGGACCAUGAUUCUUGAAAAAGGCCAAACCCUAGAGACCGAGCAGAUGUUCCGAGAAGCUGGUGAGUCAUGGCCCGUCAUCAUUCCCAAAGAAGAGCUAUCUCAUCCCGCACCUGGCGUCAAGCCCAGGAAAGCAGAGGAGAAGAAGCAAUAGUCAUGUAUUGUUGAACCUACCAACAGCCAGAAAAUGUUCCAAUUUUCUCACACAUUCUCUCAUUUCUUUUUGGCGGGGAGAUCACAUGACAUGAGAUCACGGCUGUUCUGUGCUUUGCUGUAUUUUAGAGUUGAAUUAUUGAUAUUGAUUAAACAAAUAUGCAUGUGACUCGUGUAAUAAUUAUUGUUUCUGAAUGCAAAAUUUUGAAACUGCAGUAAUUUCAUCCUAGAAUUUGUUUUGCUCA
Arachis duranensis is the source of this 824-nucleotide messenger RNA. RefSeq lists its product as uncharacterized. Lineage: Eukaryota; Viridiplantae; Streptophyta; Magnoliopsida; Fabales; Fabaceae. The record is from RefSeq and is a predicted model, not a curated record. Bases 194 to 580 code for a protein of 128 amino acids. Gene Ontology annotation, cellular component: mitochondrial large ribosomal subunit. The transcript has 2 exons.